UGACGGUGGUACUACCUACUGUUCAGAGAUAGUCGGGUUUAUUUAGGUAGCUAUUAGUAUUGAAAAUAUCACAAUAACACCAUAAACAGGUCUUAAUUGUAAGGGAUGUAGGAAUUCCCCAAGAGGAAGCCCCUGAUAUCUGAAAUCGGCAUAAUUUUGACAUCGUAUAAUGUUUGUCACAGAAGGCUUUACAUUUUUCUAUUGCUUCCAUGCCACAGCAACAUGAACGGUGGUGCAAAAAAUAGUGUUUUUUACCUUAGUUUGUAUUGUUUGUGUUUUGUGAUUGCACCUGUUGAAAUACAAGCUGGACUACUUUCAAGAUAUUCAAUCAACUAUGAGGAUACUAAACUAUGUUCACCUCCGUUGGGAGGCACAUGCGUGGAAAUUCGAAAAUGCCCAUUUUUUUCGGAACUCCUUGAUAGAUCUCCCAUUCCAAGACCCAGAAGUAUCGUUAAAAUAAUCAGAGAACACCAUUGUGGCUUUGAAAACAACAAUCCCAAAGUCUGUUGCUCAUCAAGCAUGGCAACCAGUACUACUACAACAAGUACGACGCCCAGGCCAACGUCAGUAAAAAAAGUACAAAGGCUGCCAGAAAUGUUCAAAGGUCUCAAACAUAAGCUCUCCAAACACAGAAACUAUCACCUGUUGCCCAAGGACACUUGUGGACCCAUUUCAGCAAACUCCAGAAUAACCAAUGGAAAAGGGACAAAUAUAGAAGAAUUUCCUUGGAUGGUACUAGUGGCAUAUGGAUCUCCAGAUGAAGAGGUCGAAUUUAGAUGCGGAGGAACUGUCAUCAACAAUAGAUAUGUACUCACAGCAGCCCAUUGCGUUCAUAAUUCAAACAUAACGGGAGUUAGACUGGGCGAAUAUGAUAGAAGCAACUCCGAAGAGGACUGCGACAGCAACUACUGUACAGCACCUGUUCAGGAUUUUUACGUCGAAAACGUCAUACCACAUCAGAAAUAUAACCCUAAAACAUUCGACAACGACAUAGCUUUGCUACGUUUGACAUCAGAGGCCGAUUUCAGUUACGGAAACGUACAACCAAUAUGUCUGCCUAUUGAAGAAAUGAAUGAUGAUCUAACAGGCAAAUUUGCCAUAGUUUCCGGAUGGGGUCUGACUGAAGAAGGGCUCAAAAGUUCGGUUCUACUCAAGGCCUCUAUACCAGUCCUGCCUAUAGAAAGUUGCAAGAACUUGUACAAGAGCUUUACCACUCUGACGUCACAGCAAAUAUGCGCAGGAGGUUACAGGGGUCGGGAUUCCUGCAAGGGAGACAGCGGGGGACCCAUGAUGUACGCAGGACUCAUACAGGGCACCCCCAGAUUCAUACAGUACGAAUCUGCAUCAUAGGCAAAGAAAUAUUAUGUUAUUUGAGUGUAUUUAUUUUUUAUAAUUCACUGUCCUUAUCAAUAACCACAGUGACAGAUACACUCAGAGUAUAUUAUAACUCAAAAUAAAAUAUUAUUUCUGCAACUACUGUGAUAUAAUAUAAGGAUGCCGAAAUUGGACUUAAUGGGUUUUUCAUGUUAAAGACCGUGAAAAACUGGACAUAGUGGUGUGUUUAAUCCAAUUCAACCAAAAAUGUGACUUAGUGGAUUUUCGCUGUACGCCCACGAUAUCUUCUUAUUCGAUCAUACAGUAUUCCAAUAAAUACAGUAUUUGACGUAGAUUCAAAAUGUAAAACUACUUUGAAUUGAUGAGACAUUCAAUCAUUAUAAUAGUAAAUGUCUAUGAAUGGUGAUGACUAAAAAGUGCCACCUUUUUACGUUAAUUUUUUAAUUUUUCUUUAAAAAUAUUACGGUGUACUUAAGUACUGUUAUGGUUAAAUGUGUUAUUUAAUAUUCACAAUAUUUCUU
Sitophilus oryzae (rice weevil) is the source of this 1856-nucleotide messenger RNA. Its product is annotated as CLIP domain-containing serine protease 2-like. Gene Ontology annotation, molecular function: serine-type endopeptidase activity. The transcript is spliced from 8 exons. The coding region runs from base 223 to 1350 and encodes 375 amino acids. NCBI's taxonomy places the organism in Eukaryota, Metazoa, Arthropoda, Insecta, Coleoptera, Curculionidae. The record is from RefSeq and is a predicted model, not a curated record. Gene Ontology annotation, biological process: proteolysis.